Molecule: messenger RNA, 5683 nt
Organism: Centruroides sculpturatus (bark scorpion)
Lineage: Eukaryota; Metazoa; Arthropoda; Arachnida; Scorpiones; Buthidae
Product: leucine-rich repeat-containing protein 20-like
Exons: 4
Coding region: 4325-4918 (197 amino acids)
Molecular function (GO): protein binding
Source: RefSeq, a predicted model, not a curated record
AAAAAAAUAAUAAUAAUAAUAAUAAUUAGUACCGUCGAACGUAAUUAAAUGAUCAUAGAUAGCAAAUUAAAAAGAAAAAUUUACUCUUCUUAUUUUGUAAUGCAUUUCGUUGUACAUCCCUUUGUUUAUUUCGUACUCGCGUGCGUGUGUAUACUGUCACGUGAGUUAAAUGUACGCACGCUUACGUGUUACUGUACUUAUACCAUUAUAAUUUAAUGCCUACUCGAGAUGCUAUAGUUAUUGCUUUCAUUUUUUUUUUUUUUUUAAUGUUUUUCUUUAAGAAAUGCAUUACUUUAGUUUAAAUCGGACAUUUUUAGAAGUAGGCACGUUUAAAAUGUGAUAAAGUAAUACAUUUUUGCCUUAAAAUAUUCGAUUGUAGGACGGUUAAAAAUGUACAAUACAGAACGGAUGUUUUCUUUUUAUUUAUGUUAUCGGUACGGGUGCGGUUUAGGGGUUUUUGAAAGUUUCACGUGCCGUCUCUGAUUGGUUAAUCGAACACUUCGUUACUUAAUCAUUUAUUAUGAUUAUUUAUUGGUGUUUUUAAAGUAGAAAUUUGGGUUUAGUUUAUAUAUUAGUAUUCCGUUUUAACGUAGAAUUAUCUCAGGGAUACUAUGGUACUAAUUCUAAGAGAUUCGUUGAGUUGAAUUCUACUGUAUUUUCGUUAAAUAUUCUCCCUCCCCCUCUCCAAAUAUUCCUUAACUGUAAAAGGUGGAAUGUAUGUAAACCUAAUGCACGGAAAUUCGUCUACACUUUUCCCUAUUGACUUACCUUAACAACACUCGUCAUAUCUUCUACGUUGAAUCAUAUCUGACUGUGAGUAGAGUAAAUUAUACAGACACUCGACACACAAAAGAAAACAGCCUCACCGAACACGAAUACACAGCAUUUAUACAUAAAUAAACAAAUGCAUUAUAUCUAGCAGUAAGGGUGUCUUUACUGCAGGUGUUUCUCUGAUUCGAGAGGAUCGAUGCUGCUCGGUUUUUUUUUUCUAUCUCUCUCUCUCUCUCUAUCUAUCUCUCUCUUAUCUUUCUCUAUCCAUACAUUUCUAUACUCUAUCUAUCUAUCUCGUAAGUGUUAGCUAUUUACGUUUAGCUAUAUUAAAGCUACGGUCGAUUAAAAUAAUAAUAAUAAUAAAAGGAGGUAGAUUUUGUUACGGAUAGAAAAUUUAAUACCCGAUACACGACGAACAACACAUAAAUAACAACAGAAAGAGCUUAAAUUUCGAUCUUAGGAUUGUUGUUGUUGUUGUUGUUAUUAUUAUUAUUGUCACGAUUAAGCCCAACAGAAAUUGUACAUCGAUCGAUCUGUGAUUUCGCUGUAGAACCACCCCAAAAAUAUAUAUAUAAAUAUAUAUAUAUAUAUAGGUUAAACGGACAAUCCGACCGAAGCGAGCGUCACUCAGGUAACGUGGUCAAUUAAUCUAUGCGUAGAGAUACAAGGAUUUUACAAUAGAUUAUAUAUAUAUAAAUAUACUUGUAAUUCGGAAGCCUUCGAGCCGCGCUCGCUCUCAACAAGAAAUGAAAUAAUACCACGUCGUUUACGCUCAAACUAGAGCUUAGUACAGAGCACAAACCAGCAACUGCCUAAAAACAAUAGUUUUUUUUUUUUCUUUCUUUCUUUCUUUUACGUAUUGCGCCAUUUCGUCGACUGGUGGAGUCAUUCGAUGUAUCCUUUUUUUAAUACAUAUAUAUAUAUAUAUAUAUACAGUUCGCCCUUAUAAAGGAAAGGCAUUCAUUACGGAAUAACCCUUUAAAUGACGUAACCGUUUUACGGAUUUUUUUGGAGACGACAGCACGUUUUCUGACGUGAUGACGUUGGUCGAGGGUCGAACCACAGUCCCAUCACUGCCAUUUAAGGGGCUUUCCUAGCCAAAAACGAAAUAAAAAAAUAAUAAUAAACGACUCGAAGGCUUUCCGUUCGGCCGUACGCUUUUCGUAUUCGCCUUUUUAUUCUCUGCAGGGCGACGAUCCAACAGCAAUCUUUGCCCCUCCCCCCUCUCCACCCUUUCUUUCUUUAGUGUUUAGAAUCUGAUAGGGAUUUUUUUUUUUUUUUUUCCCUUCUUUUUUCCCUUCUUACUUUCCAACGGUACGUCGAUGCAGCUACAUUUUGUUCGAGAUGAGAUCGUGCCUUGUAACAUUUCUGUAUUCAAAGUUUACACCGCUUUAACACUACAGAACGGUCUUAGAGAUAUUUGUUUUUCGUUUGUCUGCUCGUCUGAACGUGUAAAAUUUGGAUUUUUUGGCCAACUUUCGCUUUCCAGCAAAAAAAAAAAAAACGGAGGCGGUUUCUCUUAUAAGUCUCUCGUCGAAAAUUCCUGUUUGUAAAUACAAAAGAAAAAAAGAUCCCCCCCCACAAAAAAAAAAAAUCUGUUUAUAAAUCGAAGAGUUUUGUCAAAUAGAAUAUUCAAAAUAUAUUAUCAUAUGUAGAAAAUAUAAUGCUAUUUGAUAAUAUUAAACUUUUGAUCGAUACUAAAAAACUCUGUCCACUGAAGAUAUAUAUGUAUGUAUUUACGUGUUUUAUCGACCGCAAUAACUACUCGCUUAUCGGGUGAUGAUGUCACCUUAACCGCGUUAUAAACGGGGCCGUCGUCCCACCGAUCGAACGGAACGAAAACCCUCGUUGUAACGUCGCUUCCGGUGGAAAACUAGAUGCCGAUUUAAUACAGGUGAUCGCGAUUUUUACGUCACCGGCGAAAGAUCGUUGUCCCAUUUAGAGUGACGUAAGACGCGAUGAGAGCUUAACGGUCUCCGAUUGUGCUACAUUCUUCACUUAACAAGUCACUUUCCUCGGUCGUGUUUAUCACCGGGACGAAAGGGAUUUGCACUCUCUACUUCCCUCCCCUCGCUCUCUCUCUCUCUCUUUCUCUCUCCUCGCGGAGGUUUUAGUGGAUUCUACGACUCUACGUCGUUAAACAGAAGAUGACACUCCGAUCUCUGGCUUUACCUGCAUCAACGUAACGCAGUACCGCGAAAUGGGGUGGGCCAAACUCUUGGAAGUCGAAUUUAUUCCCUCCCUCCUCUACGAAAAGAAGCAACGCGACGAAAAUAAGUCGCUCUGGCUAACGUCCAGUUUCUCUCUCGCGUAAAUACUAAAAGGCUUGUUUUUUUUAUAUAUAUAUAUUCUAACGUCACGUUGCGUAAAGGUCGGUUGAGGUGACCAAUAAGGUGUUCGGUAAAUAAAAACAAUUUUUCGAUAAACUAGUUUCGCCAUUUCUAUUUUCGGAACGGCUAAAGAGAAAGCGAUUUUCUCUGGCACGCUUCGAUGCUUCUAAAAAAACAAAUAAUAAUAAAAAAAACUGUUUAUGUGUAUAUGUGUAUAUAUAUAUAUAAUGCUCACGAAGGUCAGUAACGUUUCCGGAACUACCCCACAUCGAUGUUAGUACGCGUUAAAUAUAGAAAAAAUUGAAUCGCUUCCGUACGUGGCGAGAAAUCGCUAUCGUAAUCGCUAUUUAACGAUUUAUCGCGUGGUUCGUGUUUGUUUGUUUAUCCGUCUUCGGCGGCGUAAAAACAAAACUCGAUGCGUAGUAUCGGGUGACGAAUUGGUCCCUUUUUUUCUCGCGUGUGAUGCGGAAUAUGUAAAAUAAAAUUUGGUCUCGGCUCAAGUUCGUCACAGCACUAAAUUUGGAUAUAUUUUUUUAGUUACUUAGUCGAAAUUUCCCAAUGGGACAUUUUCCUCCGAGGAUGGGAAAGAAAGAAAAAGAAAAAGAAAAAAAAGUCAGGACUGGCAACGACACGUCAAACAACGAACUCGACUAUUAUUAGAAUUAGCAUCGAACAGGUAACAAUGAACGUACAGGUAGAAUCAGACUGUUGGAAUGGUGCCCUGGACGUAAUUCUGGAGAGAGUAACGACUUUCAUUGGGGAAAAUGCUACCGACACUAGGAACGUUACGCUGUUUGAUCCUGGAAAAAAUUCCUCCUCCCUCUUUCCCCGACGUCUUCGACCCCUCGGUGACUUACCGGGGAUGCGGUUCGGACCACGUUUUAAUAAUAAAAAAUAGCUUGGGGGGGAGGUAGACGACCCGAACGUGUGCCACCGAAACUAUUCGUUAAAUAUUGUGCGAAAGGACUACGUAGUUGUUUUGGCCCCGUGUUUGUUUUUGUUUUUCCUUCCCCCUUCGGAUCACGAGACAGCUGGGUGCGUUCUUUCCUCCCUUCCUUCCAGCUGAUCCGGGUUAUUUUUAGAAGGGAUGCUAAAUGCGCGCGCAUCUAUCUGGGAAUAAAAUAAGCGGCGCUGCUGCGAACGGCAAACAAACCGGGGCAAAUCGUUAUUCUCUUUCGUAGGACCCUAUUUAUACAGUCAAGACGUACAACGUGGUAGUUGCAAUGGCGGGUAAGGCCGUCAUUAAAGUGGUACAUCGUUGCACCGAUGCCACCGUUAACCAGAACCUAGAUCUGUCGGAAUGCCAGCUGAUGUCCUUUCCGGACGCCAUUUAUCACCUGAUGAGGAACACGGUGCUGCUGGGAUGCGAUCUCUCCUCCAACGUCCUCCGCAAGCUGCCUUCCAAGUUCGCCAUUAAGUUCGUUUACAUAACAGAGUUGAACCUGGCCAACAACCGACUCAGCACACUUCCCGACGAACUCCUGGACGUGACGGAGCUUCAGAGACUGGACAUCUCCAGAAACGACUUCCUGUCGUUGCCCAAAGUGGUCUUCAAACUUCCCAGACUCACCCACCUGAAUGCCCAGAAGAACUACAUCUCCGAGGUGGACGUGAACAGACUCAAGAGCGCUCCUGCGCUUCAAGAGGUGGAUCUGAGAAACAAUCCCUUGGACAGAUCCAACUUGGGACAGUUAAUGGAAUUCAAGUCGCCCCGGUUGACCGUUCAGGUUAGUCCUCUAGCGGAGGAGGACGAGGACUUGAAGGAUCUCUUGGAGUUCGAGGACGAUCCUCUACCUUCGGAUCGGAACCGCGACUAAAAAGUUCCGACUUUUAUAUUUUAUUGGAGCUCGCCCCGAGCUACACGUCGGACCGGAUGCUCGAUUGUCCGAGUAUUCUUCCGGUCCUAUUUAUUUAAAUUUUCUUUUUUUUUUUUACCGGUUACGUACCAUUCUGUAUAUAUAUGCCUCGCGCGUCUUCACGCCCUAUCGAGCAUUCGGAUCGUCGCCCGUAUUCCCCGCUUUCUUCGCCGUUAUAUCGAAUAUUCAGCCGCGCGUGAGCGUGACUCCAGGAAAGUACGCAGCGAUUUUCGAAUAACCCCCCCUAGGCACGAACCCUCUCUCUCCCCUUUUAAAUUUUUAAACUAGCGACUAAAGUAAAGCAUUCCGUUCCCACCCGAAAAAUAAAUAAAAUAAGAAAGGAAGGAAGGAAGUCGGAGAUUGGGAAGAAAAGCGCGGGUUCGGACCCGACGAUCCAUGUACAUAAGUUUUUUUAUAUAUAUGUAUACCGAACGUGCCUUAGUCUUUCGGCCGUCUCGGCAGUUGGCGUGCCGUUAGUUUUGAUAAAUUUUGGAUUUUAUAUAAAAGGGGGCGCUCGUCCUAUCGGAGCGCCAUCUUUCGUUGGAUAUAGUGUAGCUUGUGGCGCCACACCACGACUGGUUCGUAGCGAAAGAAGAGAAGAUCGGAGGUCGAGCGCCCGUUAGAACUGUUGGGGUUGCUUCGCGCGUUCACUUUGUUUUCGAUAUAAAUGUUUUUUGUAUUAACGAGAUUGAGAAGAAUUAAUUAAUAAAAGAUAUGACUCGUGUC